Penicillium odoratum is the source of this 231-nucleotide messenger RNA. RefSeq names its product hypervirulence associated TUDOR domain-containing protein. The record is from RefSeq and is a predicted model, not a curated record. Bases 1 to 231 code for a protein of 76 amino acids. Lineage: Eukaryota; Fungi; Ascomycota; Eurotiomycetes; Eurotiales; Aspergillaceae. The transcript has 3 exons.
AUGCCUGCAUUCCAUGAAGGACAGCGAGUCAACUAUAAGCCCGUCGGUGGGCCUAACUCCAAUACCAGCACGAGUGUCGGUAUCAUUCGCGAGGUUGCAACCAAUCCAACGACACUCACUGGCCGUAGUGUUGCUGCCUCGGAUAAGGAACCCCGAUACGAGAUUGAGAACGAGAAGACUCGCAAGCAUUCUGCGGUGAAGGAGGCUAAUAUCCUUGGCCCUGCGGAGUGA